Phaedon cochleariae (mustard beetle) is the source of this 1371-nucleotide messenger RNA. The record is from the annotation of a GenBank genome assembly. Lineage: Eukaryota; Metazoa; Arthropoda; Insecta; Coleoptera; Chrysomelidae.
AGGCCUGUUCGUUUGUAUUGUUGAACUUGCUGAAGUGUAUCUUUUUCCAUAGUUGUCUCUGUUCAUGGCAUGCUGUAAACAGAGAAAGUCAUUGAAAAAAAUCAAGCUCAGCAGGUAGAGCAAACACAAACAACAGGCCUUUGAUUUUUUUAUGACUUUUUCUGUUUACACCAUGCAAUGAACAGAGACAACGAUGGGAAGAAAAUCAAACAGCUCUAUCACGCCUUAUCCCACCACUAGUCAAGGUUAGUGGUGGUGAACACUAGUGAACACUUAUUCACAAACUUUGUAUCACGUGUUGCCUACCUUACAGUAUCCACUAUCCAUAGAAAAUCACAAGACUCGUAAGUGGGGACUGGUGGGAGAAUGAAUAACAAAAUUAUCAUUUAUACAUUAUUAAUCUCAAGGUUUAUUUCUACAUCUGAAUGAUUCCAGUAGAUAAUAUAAUCAGAACAGUGUGUGUUCUUCAAAAACGAUUCAACUACUUACGUGGGAUCAUGGAUCUUAGUGGGAUGAGAACAAACUAUAAUGACACACACACCAUUCUUCUUGAGAAAGAUCUGGAAUUCAAGGAGCCUCUGGCCUUGUUUGAUAAAUGGUUCAAAAUAAUCAAAAAUGAUCCAAGAACAGUUGAGCCAAAUGCUAUGUGUUUAUCAACAGCUACCAAAGAUGGAAUACCUUCAGGAAGAAAUAUUUUAUUAAAAGGAUACAGCAAAGAUGGCUUUAUUUUUUUCACUCAUUAUACCAGCAGAAAAGGACAUGAAUUAGAAGAAAAUCCACAUGCAGCCUUGACAUUCUAUUGGGAACACUAUAGCAGAUCUGUGAGAAUUGAAGGUACUGUAGAGAAACUUCCUUUUUCGCAUGCUGACGCGUAUUUCAACAAAAGACCCUACCAAAGUCAAAUUGGAGCUGUUUGUAGUGAUCAAAGUAAACCAGUUGAGGGAAGGCAUAUUUUGGAAAAUAAAAGAGUGGAACUGAUGAGCCAAUAUGGAGAAGGACAGGUGCCAAGACCACCAUUAUGGGGAGGUUAUUCAUUGAAGCCCAAUGCCAUCGAGUUUUGGCAAGGACAAACAGACAGAAUCCAUGAUAGAAUAAAAUUCCGUAGACCUAAGACUAAUGAACCUGAUGGAGUAUUAACACACCAGGCUGAUGAUGGUUGGAUAUAUGAAAGACUAAACCCAUAAAAAAAGAUUUAUUUAGGUUGAAAGUCUUUCCAAUUCCAAAUUAGAUAAAUUCUAUUUUUAUAAUUUCCCUGCUUACUCCUUCUUCACAUUUCCAACAUGUAGUGUAUUUGAAUACCUUCUGUUCAUCCAGAAAAUCCUGGAAUAAAGUUAUUCCACCACCUACUCCAAAAUAAAAUGACUUUGCAGC